AUGGCGCAAGAAACCGAGGAUGAGGCAGCGCUGGCGACGGGAGAGGAGGCGGAGUUGGCGGCGGCGCUAGAGGAGAGCGCGAGGCUGGAGGUCGGGGCGACGCGUGCGGCGGGGGAUCAGGCGCGAGUCGCCGAGGGCGUUUCGUCACCGGCGGCGGAGGCGCCGCCUGAGGGAGAGGAGGAGCCGCCGGACGACUUCAUCUGCCCGAUCACGACCGAGGUCAUGAGCGACCCGGUGAUGGCGGCCGACGGGCAUGCCUACGAGCGGUCGGCGAUCGAGCGCUGGCUCGCGACCAAGUCGACGAGCCCGAUGACGGGCGAGGAGCUCCAGCACACUUGCCUCGCCAAUCAUCACAUGCUCCGCCGAAUGAUUCGAGAGACGUCGAGCGACACCGGUGGCAGUGCCACCCAGGAGUGGUCGGGCGCUGGAGCUGUGUCGCCGGCGUGCGGCGGCCUGCCUCCGGAGGUGCCUCUGAGGAUAGUGGCACGGCACCCGCGGCGCUCCUGUGCUCGCGACGGCCCGCGCUGCGCGUCGGUCGCGACCUACGCGCCGGCGCUCAGCGCACCCAAGUCCAAUCUGGAGUUGAUCCAGAGGCUCCGUGGGGUCGAAAAGUCGACGCUGGGAGUCGCACUCGUCAAACCGUCGCAACACCACGCGGAGCGGUUUUUGGAGCCGUACGAAGAGGUCCCAGACGGGCGAACAUGCGGUUUUUCGACGACCACACGCGAUGUGGUAUCUGGUUUUUGCUAA
Molecule: messenger RNA, 750 nt
Organism: Emiliania huxleyi CCMP1516
Lineage: Eukaryota; Haptophyta; Isochrysidales; Noelaerhabdaceae
Exons: 7
Coding region: 1-750 (249 amino acids)
Biological process (GO): protein ubiquitination
Molecular function (GO): ubiquitin-protein transferase activity
Source: RefSeq, a predicted model, not a curated record